AUGCCACCGCGAAGAAACAAAACAUGCGUGGCGUGUAUCAACUGUUCAAAAUCGCACGUCACUUGUGAAGAUCGCAGACCGUGUUCAAGAUGCAUUAGAAAAGGUUUAGAGAAGUCGUGUGUUGACACGCCGAGAAAACGAAGAAAGUACCUUGCAGAUGUGCCUAGUGAGCAGUUAGCGAGUUCUCUGAAACGCUCCAACAAUGUGGCCGAGUCACAACACAUAGGAAAAGCCCGAAAUAUUGCACACAAGCCGCGAUUUAUGUCCAACGCGGUAGACUCCGAAUAUUCCAUCUUGUCAGAUAUCAUCCAGCAGGACGCUUUGCUUGGGAAAGUCCCAAUCGAAUUAUUAUACUCUCGAGGCAUAGAUCAACCUGGUAACGAGAUGCAGUACUCGACGCCAAAUUCCAAUUCAGCAUCUAGCGUUCCACCAGUAAUACAACCCGCAAGGGACCCACUGGACUAUUCGACUGCUACCACCGCAAGCACUGCAAUGCUGGUUCAAAGAGACAAAUACGCAAUGUUACUAGGCGACAAGGGCCGGGAAGCACUGCAACAGGAUGUCGAUAUUCUUACAAAACACUUCCCGUUCGUUCCCUUGGAAAACCCGCCCAGACCUGCUCUAAACGACCCUUCAGUCGUGAACGGCAGCAUACGACAGCAUUAUUUGAGCCACCAACUCUCGCUGUCAGAUAUAAUAGACCGAAUCAAAACUGAUGACGAGUUCGUGUCGCUAGCAUUGGAUGUGACGUCUCAGGAACAACGUGCUGUGCAAAACUUCCCUGAAAUUCAACAUACGCUGCGUUAUGAAACUCCAUUGGAAAUAUACACCCUCAUAUCGAGUCCUUUUUCGCAUACUUCCGGGUUCCACUCUCUGCUUCAAUAUCUGAGGUCGCGUUUCAACAAAGCCGACAUUUUAGAAAUGUGCCGAUCGCUUGCUGAGUUCCGACCCACGUUCAUUGCAAUUGCCGUUACACUGACGGAAGAAGAUAUGAUUUUCAUGGAGCAAUGCUAUCAAAGAACGCUUUUGGAGUACGAUCAGUUUAUAUCGCAGGUCGGCACUCCGACCUGUGUUUGGCGACGGAAUGGCCAGGUAUCAUACGUGAAUGACGAGUUUUCUCUCUUAACAGGCUGGUCCAGACUGGAUUUAUUGUUCAAGAUGACUUUUAUUGUGGAGCUUAUGGAUGACGAAAGUGUCCGUGAGUAUUUCAAGACGUUCAACCGUGUUGCAUAUCAAGAUUUCAAGGGCAGCGAGCGAAUGAGAACAUGCAGGCUUUUGACACCAAUCAGACAUCGGGUGAUUGAAUGCUGUUGUAUUUGGACCUUGAAAAGAGACGUUUUUGGGUUACCUUUGAUGAUUAUUGGUAACUUCAUGCCACUAUUAAACGAAGCGCAAAGCUGA
This is a messenger RNA of Lachancea meyersii CBS 8951, 1401 nucleotides long. NCBI's taxonomy places the organism in Eukaryota, Fungi, Ascomycota, Saccharomycetes, Saccharomycetales, Saccharomycetaceae. The record is from the annotation of a GenBank genome assembly.